Drosophila arizonae is the source of this 2855-nucleotide messenger RNA. RefSeq names its product Glutactin (gene Glt). The record is from RefSeq and is a predicted model, not a curated record. Lineage: Eukaryota; Metazoa; Arthropoda; Insecta; Diptera; Drosophilidae.
CAGGGAGUUCAGAACAUGGAUCUGCCUACUGGGAGGAGUCGUCUGCUCUGGCAGCUACUACUGCUGCUGGUGUUGGGCGCUUGCCACGCCCAGUUCGAUGAGGUACAUGACGAGAGUGAAAGAGAAGCUUGGCUCCAGGGUGUGUUCACGCCGCAGCCUUUGCGGGUGGCACCCUGGCAGCUGGAGCCAGUUACACCGCCUCCGCCACCGCCGCCAAGUGGCGGAGUGCAUGUGCCCGGUGUGGGUCAGGUGUUUGGUCAGCGUGGCUAUAAGUUCAUUAAGAACCGACCAGUCGAUGCGUUCUUGGGCAUACGCUAUGCCCUGGUGAACAGUGGCCUCGGGCGUUUCCAGGCAGCCAGAGCGGCGCCCUACCAGCCGAUCAUCAAUGCAACCCAAUCGAGCCCCAACUGUGCCCAGUUCCCGGAAGUGCAGCGCCUACAGUUGACAGAGUCGCGCGGCGAGAACGUCGACGAUUGCCUUACUCUGGAUAUCUACGCGCCCGCCGGCGGACGCGAGCUGCCCGUCCUGGUCUUUGUGCACGGCGAGAUGUUGUUCGACGGCGGCGCGGAGGAGGCGCAGCCCGACUACUUGCUCGAACACGACGUGAUCCUGGUCUCCAUCAACUAUCGACUGGCGCCAUUCGGCUUUCUGGCGGCGCUCACCGAGGAGCUGCCCGGCAAUGUGGCUUUGUCGGAUCUGCAGCAGGCACUCGAAUGGGUGCAGCGCAACAUUCGUUACUUCGGCGGCGCCAGCAGCCAAAUUACGGUCGUUGGGCAGGCAGGCGGUGCCACGCUGGCCCACGCGCUCAGCCUGAGCCCCAAGACGCAGCACUUGUUCCAGCAGCUCAUUCUGCAGUCGGGCACUGCCUUGAAUCCCUAUCUGAUCGACGAAAGGCCACUGGACACGCUGGCCACCUUCGCCCAGCUCGCUCGCUGCCCCAGCGCUGGCCGCAACCUCAGCCCGCUCUACGAAUGCCUGAGUCGCCUGCGCACAUCCCAGUUGGCCAGCAUCUUUCAGCAGCUGUUGGAGCAGAACGAGCCACGCGGCCUCAGCUUCUUGGGCGGCUUCAAGCUGGUGGUGGGAGACUCCCUUGGCUACCUACCUGAGCAUCCGGCGGCGCUUGUCGCCAGCAACAGCGCCAACAAUACGUUAAAGCCCGCUAUUAUCGGUGCCACCAAGGAUGCCAGCGCCUUUAUAGUGUCCCGCUUCUACGAUCAAAUACAGCGCUUGCAGUCGCAAAAUAUCAGCGAUUACAUCAAUGUGGUGCUGCGGCACACCGCCCCGCCUCAGCAGCAUAAGAUAUGGCACGACUUGGCUGUUCGCGAGAUCUUUACGCCAGAGCAGUUGCGUUAUGUAACCGCUCGCAGCGUGUCGCAGGGCUUGGUGGAGUUGAGCAAUCUCAUAUUGUAUCGGGCGCCCGUUGUCUACUCGAUUCGUUCGUCCUACAAGAAGAACCCCACCUAUCUGUACACCUUCGACUAUCGCGGCGAGUAUCAUCGCUUUGCCCACUUUGGCAAUCCGCUGCCGUUCGGCGUGGAUGCCUCGCUGAGUGACGACUCCGUCUAUCUGUUUCCCUACCCGAAGGAUGCUAGCAAUUUGAAUCCCGAGGAUAAGUCGCUAGCCCGCGCCGUAGUUGCCAUGUGGGUGAGCUUUGCACAGACUGGCAUUCCGAAUCCGAACCCCAACGUAUGGCCCAAGGCGUCAUCGGAGUAUGGCCCAUUUUUGCGCUUUACCAAUUCGCGGCAAAGCAUUUUGGAGCUAGACCAGCACUUUGGCGAGAGCAUCAAUGUGCCUAACAUAUAUGCCCAGUACUUCAACACCACCAACACCAGCACCACCACAACCACCACAACAACAACCAGACGUCCGUAUUACCCCGCGCAGCCUUACAGGCCACCCCAGCAGCCCGAGUACAGACCACCACAACAGCCUUACAGACCUCCCCAGCUGCCCGAGUACAGACCACCCCAGCAGCCCGAAUACAGACCACCAGCCUUUAACGACUACUACGCCAGGGAACAGGAGGUGCGCAGGCAACAGUUGCUGCGUGAGCAGGAGGAGCGGGAGCUGAAGCUACGUGAGCAACAGGAGCGAGAACAGCAACAGCAGGAGGCGCUCUUACGCGAAGAAGAGGAACGCCAACGAGAAGAGCAGCAACGCCAAGCAGAACUGCAGCGAGAGAAACUGCUGCGAGAGCAAUUCGAGCGAGAGCAGCGACAACGUGAGGAGCAGGAGCGCGAGAACGCGGCUAGGCAAGAUGUUGAGGAAGACAACGAGGAUGAACGAGAGCUGCAGCAGCGCGAGUACGAGCUAAGGCAACAGCAAGAGCGAGAGCAGGAACGCGAGCAACAGCCACAGUUGGUGCCCAUUGACUCGGAGGAGCAACGUCUGCAGCAGGAGCGCGAGGAACAGGAGCGGGCACAGGAGGAACGCGAUCAGGAGUCACGAGAGCAACAUGAACGCGAGCAGCAGCAACGCGAGCAACUGGAGCGAGAACAACAAGAGCGAGAACAGCAAGGACGAGGCGAACAGACAUUCCCUGCGGAUGAUGAAAAUCCGCCAGAGCCAAGUGCCUAUCCGACCUACGAGGAUUAUGUCAAAGCCUACACGAGCUGGGUAGAGGAGCUCAACAAUCGCUACAACCCAGAGGACUUUGCAAGUGCUGAGCAGGAGGCAUCGCCUGACGACGCGCCUCUCAACGAUCCCUAUGCCCAGCCAGACGAAGAGCCUCUGUACUCCGAUAACACUCCACGACGAAUUAAACUCAUGCGCAGAUAUCAGCGAUUUAGUACCUAAAUAUAAAUAUAGAAAGUAAUCACUGCCCUAUUUCAUUUCGAUUUGUUAGCGUAUAUCAA